UGCCCACAGGCCACAGCCAUUACCACGCCUCGCACAAUUGUCGCCAGGCAAGACAAGGGGAAGGUCUCUGACAGCUAGCAAGAGAGCAAGGCGAUGUCAAUGGCGGACGAGCAGAACGACGCUGGCCCGCCCGGCGCGCCGCACUUGCUGCUGCUGGCGGUGGUGGUGGGGCUGCUGGUUGCGUGGCCGCUUUUCCUGGGUGGCAGCCGCGAGGCGGUCAUCGAUACCAUCGCCAAAGCCAUCGCCGAGCUGCUCGGCCCCGUGGGCCUGCUCCUCCUCCCGCUGGGGCUCCUCCUCCUCAUCCACCUCCUCUCCUGCGACGGCGGCUCGCCCGACGCCGUGUACCAUGUCGGUGGAUCCCCCAUCGGCGUGGCGCUCAUGCUGGUCCUCAUCCUCGCCCUCCUCUACUACCGGUCGGCACUCUUCGGCAGCGGCGGAGGCGACGACAAGUAGGCGCCUGCCAGUAGGUAGAGUCUCAUCUCGGGGUGGCUGGUUGGGUUUUCUUUUCCAUGUGCUUGUUCUCUUCCGCCUCUCCUCCUCGUCGGUAGUCAUGCAUCCUGCACCACCGGCCAGCAGGCAGCAGUAAAUAACAAAGUGACAACUUUGCGUUUAA
This is a messenger RNA of Triticum aestivum (bread wheat), 613 nucleotides long. RefSeq lists its product as uncharacterized. Lineage: Eukaryota; Viridiplantae; Streptophyta; Magnoliopsida; Poales; Poaceae. The transcript has a single exon. The record is from RefSeq and is a predicted model, not a curated record. Bases 94 to 453 code for a protein of 119 amino acids.